UUAACCUCUUAUGAAUUGUCGAACAGCACGAUAAACUGCUUAACAUAAUUAUAAAACUCGGAUUAGUGCUUUUGUUUGACACCCUAUAUUUAACAAGGUUAAAGAGCACUAUGUUAGAAAUUUAAAACGUGUCGAAAUAACUUUUCUCCUUCCGAUGUCUUCCAAUUUUUCGGGAUCAAUCUAAUUACCAUCUGCAUGUAUAUUGUACCUUGAUCUGUUUUAAACACCAAUGAUCAUAAUCAGGUCAGAUGCUCGGAAAGAACACGGAAACCAUUCACUGUGUAAUUAAUUUUAAAAGGAAUCUUGUUACGUCAGUUAUAUUCUGAACUGAAAUCAUCCACAAUUUCUGCCACUGUCCCACGUGACCAUGUCUAGCCGCUGGGAUUGGAUGCUGGGCAUCAUCAUUAUGGUCGCCAUUUGUGCAAUAGUCAUUGUCGCUGUGUUUGCAUGUAUCGUCUUUUGUAAAUGCAAGAAACGACUCAAGCAAGGCACGAUGGUGGGCAUCGCUCCGGCUGAGGAUGAGACAGAUACUGCAUCAAGGCCUGUGUCCCCGUCCGACAUUGGGAGAGGGCGACAUAAGAAAAUAAACGUCACUCCAAUCCACACUGCCCGGUCCAAUACAGUCCACACGCCCCUCGGAUCCUCCCGUCAGAGCAACGACCAUUUCUUUUACUCCAGCAGACAAGCGUGGAUGUUUGAGCCCGACUGAAAUGCCAGUCUCAUGAAUAAGAUUUAAAAGCUAUACAUUCUCACUCACCCAAGAUAGUUGAAGUGAAUAUACAGAUUUGUUUUACUUAGGAGAAGCAACAUCGAGACUUUGUGGAUGAAGGUGUGCGAAUGCAAAACAGGAAAAGUUGUAAUUCAUGUAUUAUAAUUGGACCCAAGAUUUAUGGAACUCCUUGGAUUGUAGUAAUUUCUUAAAACCAAAACAACUCCAGUUGUGAUAAAAUAUCUACAUAACACUUUAAUCAGUAUUCAGUACUUAAAAACAAGCAAAUCAAUAUUCUGUAGAUAUUUACAGGCAGUAUCUGAUUACUAAAAUCAACGAUCUCAGGCAUGGCUAUCUAUGUCGGUGAGACAGUCACUGACAAUUGCAAAUUCAUAAACUAUUUUUUCAUAUCAUAUUUCCAAGUAUUACAUUGACAUUACUUAUGAACAUUACUUAUUAACAUUUGUGAUGCAUAUUUUGGGUAUCAAUCGUUUUGAAUAAUAGAAAAUCAAUAAACUGUAUUGACAGAGAAGUUUUGCCAUGUUAAGUGUUUCAACUAGAAUUCUGUAAUGUAAUAAUCAAAAACUGCAUCUUUGGCUAAGAUAAAAAUCACCAAUAAAAAUAUUGAAUUUUACAAAUAGUUACACUGGUUAUGAAAAAAAAAAAUUAUGUGCAAAUACUAGUAUGGCGAUAAUAGGUGACAAUGCGAUCCACUUCGUAGAUUAUCAACAUUCCAGAGCGCAUCAACACUGGUCAUUCCGCAGUGCAGGCAUAAUCAAUUUGUUCCAACAUAUUUGGCUUCAAAAUAUAAUUUACUGGCAAUUUACAGACCAACA
This is a messenger RNA of Ostrea edulis (European flat oyster), 1545 nucleotides long. RefSeq lists its product as uncharacterized. The transcript is spliced from 2 exons. The record is from RefSeq and is a predicted model, not a curated record. Bases 368 to 709 code for a protein of 113 amino acids. Lineage: Eukaryota; Metazoa; Mollusca; Bivalvia; Ostreida; Ostreidae.